AUGACUUCGUCCGCUGUGUCAGCUCCACUUGAAGCGCCGGUCCUUGGAGACGCAUCUCCAUCCAAGCCUGCGGCGUCAGACGAGAUUCUGUUGCGUUCUGCUCGUCUUUCAGACAUUCCAAUUAUGGGGAACCUCUGCAUGGAUGCGUACGCUCCCAACCCGGUCACCGCAUAUCUGACUCCAAAAGCGUAUAUGUAUCGAGAAGACAACGCGCAGCAGCAUCGGCAAGGUUGUAGGCGCAGAUUUCUGGAUAUAAGAAGCCUUUCCAUCGUUGCUUGCCUUGCAGCCGACCCUUCGAUGAUAGUAGGAUUUGGGCAAUUCCGUCGUCUUGGAGACGACUAUGGCGCGAAGCAAUUUAUAAGAGACAGAGGCAUACGGGAAAGGCUUUGGAUUUACAUUCUCUCUUGGUUCUUCUAUUUUUACCACAUCAUCGAGAACAUCAUCUGGUCAGACAGGAUUACUCACAAAGCAAGAAUGAAAGAAUUCGAGUCCUGGGUAGGUGAUGAUAACGAAAUUUACUGGAAAUCGCACCCCGAGAGAAGCAGUAGAUGGCAUGCAAACAGUAUUGUUGUCAGUCCGCAAUUUCAAGGAAAGGGAAUCGGGAAGAAGAUUAUGCUCGAGGGGUUGAAACGUGCACAGAAUGAGCGGGUGAUUAUGGGAUUGACCGCAAGUGUUGAAGGCGAAUAUUUGUAUCGUAAGGUUGGUUUUGAGCUACUGGGAACUUUCAGCCACCGAGUUCCUACGGACGACAGGGAGGGAGGUGGAAUUAUGAUUUGGUACCCGGAAGGAACGAAUGCUAAGAGUUAG
Messenger RNA from Lachnellula hyalina, 807 nucleotides. RefSeq lists its product as uncharacterized. NCBI's taxonomy places the organism in Eukaryota, Fungi, Ascomycota, Leotiomycetes, Helotiales, Lachnaceae. Bases 1 to 807 code for a protein of 268 amino acids. The transcript has a single exon. Gene Ontology annotation, molecular function: acyltransferase activity, transferring groups other than amino-acyl groups. The record is from RefSeq and is a predicted model, not a curated record.